AUGAUGCAGCAGCCUCAGACCUUCGAAUACGACCUCGAUCCAUGCGAUAUUGACUGGAAUUUCCCCAUGAACUGGCUACCAUACAACAACGAAAUUGAGACCAAUUACUGUUCUAUACUGGGUCUAGACGGAAACGCGACCUCAGCAGGGCCCCUAGACCCCUCAUAUAUAAACAAUCAACCUGUGAACCAGACCACCGCAAACGUCUUCGCCAUGGACAACACUCCACAGACAAUCUCAACAAUCGCUUCAAUUUCCCAAAGAAGUGAAGCAGCUGCCUCUCCCCAGCUCAGUGGGACGUCUGAUCGCACGGUACCUGGCGACCUGUACGCUACAAGUUCGAAUGGUGCGCGGAGACCUUGCACGGCUCGGUCAAAGCAGUUGUUUCCACCGCCGGGUGUUGAGAGUUGCAAACAAUUGCGCACUAUUUCUCAAGACCCCAGAUUACGGACUGAGAGUACUGACUGGGCGUUUCCUGACUUGGACCACAUAAACAUCCAAGACGUCGAGGGGUUUGCUAUCUUCAGAAACGAAUUUACAUCUUCAGAGUUCCCUCCUCUAGCGGUACUGGACUAUUGCACAAAGCUCUUCUUCGAACACUUCAACCCAAUCUUCCCGCUUGUACACCCAAACCUGACGGACCUCAACGCCGACUGGAUUCUUGCACUCGCGAUUUGUGCAAUAGGAAGCCAGUAUUCCGCCACCGAGGACAUUGAUGCAUGUGUUCGACCCCUGCAUGAAUUUCUGAGGAGGGCCUUGGUCGUCCGUCUACAGUUGGAGAAUUCAGCAAUGAACCUUGCUUUAGCACAGGCUCUUGUUCUGAAUCAGGUCGGUCUGUUAUACUAUGGUACAAGUGAGUUUCGUCGUAACGAUUAUCAACGAGUUGGUGACCUACAAAGUGUCAUCACCCUUUAUUGGAACUCGCAGUUGGAGAGUGACAUCAAUACUCUACCAAACCAACAUGAAUCGAAUGUUCAUGAAGCUUGGAAGACAUGGGUUGAAGGGGAGACGUUGAGGAGACUCUCUUACUUUAUCUGGCUUUUGGAUCGCAUGGGCUGCUACUUCUUCACUGACCAUCACGCUGUCACUUUUGAUGUACAAGAAAUAACUUUACCUCGCGAUGACCUAUGGUCUCAAACAUGUUCAUCAGACUGGUCUCAAAGAUACCGGCGUACCGAGGAAAAUCCUUCGCUCUCAUCAGCAGUGAGCACCAUCUUCCGCGAUCGAACCGCCAAGUCAUACCUGGGAGAGUUCUCUCGCAUCCUUCUUCUCCACGCAGUGUACCGAGAAUACUCUACCGUAAAUACCUACUGCAAACGACCUUUAUCAUCAUGGAUGCCGCAGAACAACCCCGAUCACCAUAGCGAAGAUUCCAGCGCCUUGAAUCUCACUGAAUCGAAUUGGCGAAAUGCUGCACUCGACUGUGUAGACACACUCCACUGGGCAGCGAAUGGAACGAUAGCUUUGCUACUGGGCGCCGAGCAUCCUACUGUUCUUCACUUACAUUUUUCAAGGGUCGUACUGCUUGUACCCAGGGAAAUGCUGAUGAGAUUGGCAAAGUACAUGGAGGCGUCGGAGAGCGUGAGAAAGAUGGCGUCGAACCAGCAGAAGGCCUUGCAGGCUGAACGAGAGAUUUCCGAAUGGGCACAACAAGAUGGGUCAAAAGCACGACUCGCAGUUUUGCAUUGUGGCUGCUUUCUUUGGCACAUCCGCCGGUACGCCAAGAUGGCCUUUUACGAACCACUAUGUGUAUUCUGGGCGAUCCUCACUCUGUGGGCUUACAGCGUUUACUCAUCUAAGUCGAGACGAUCGUCGGGUGAAGAGCGUAGUGGGAGUGUGACACGUCGUCCAUCGCCAGAUCAUACCAAGGCCAUUUCGGACGAUGAGAACCCGACCUUCAUAAGACUCGAUCGACCUAACGACGACGAAAUGGUUCAACUAUUCGUGAGGGCAGGGGUUUUAAAGGCCUAUAUUAGUGGUGUUGGUGAUAUAUAUGCACCCACAGCCCCUACUCGAAUUUUACGUGAGGGGAGAAAGAUCCUUGAAUCAGUGUCCUUGGCCUGGGGUCGAAGCACGGAGUAUUUGGAUCUAUUGAAAGCCCUUGAAUAG
This is a messenger RNA of Fusarium graminearum PH-1, 2109 nucleotides long. RefSeq lists its product as uncharacterized. The record is from RefSeq and is a predicted model, not a curated record. The coding region runs from base 1 to 2109 and encodes 702 amino acids. Gene Ontology annotation, molecular function: zinc ion binding; DNA binding. Gene Ontology annotation, biological process: DNA-templated transcription. The transcript has 5 exons. Lineage: Eukaryota; Fungi; Ascomycota; Sordariomycetes; Hypocreales; Nectriaceae.